AUGACUAAAAAAAAUGCUCAAGUAUAUUCUAAUUACUACUCGGGACAAAAUAUAGUUGUGGGCAAUGACAACGCAGAAGGUGAAUCUAAGAGAUUACAUGAUUUUAUUUUAGGCUCUUGGAGUUGGCGCAUCGUGAAUAUCAGUCCGGAGAUUAUGAGAACGCCGAGAGACAUUGCAUGCAGUUAUGGCGACAAGAAACAAACAAUACUGGAUCUGUACUGUGUUCGCAGUGAUCUCGGUAAUCUUUUGAAAGCAUUAGCAAGACUUGAUGAAGCCAAGGCUUGUUACCUGAAAGCUAUUGAGACUCGUCCGGAUUUUGCCGUCGCCUGGAGUAAUUUAGGCUGUGUUUUCAAUGCACAAGGUGAAAUAUGGCUGGCGAUUCAUCACUUUGAAAAAGCAGUGGCGUUAGAUCCUAAUUUUCUCGAUGCCUACAUUAAUCUUGGGAAUUACCAAUGUGUUAUUGUCUACACAGUGAUCUCUCCCUCGACAUCUGACGCGCCCUCAAUACGUCUCCAGCUGGAGAACGUUGUCACCAGUACUGUACCGAACGGAUGCAUCGACUGGAUUAAGUCCUGGCUUAAGAGAGCUGUUGCUGCAUAUCUGAGAGCGCUGAAUCUAAGCCCCAACAAUGCUGUUGUCCAUGGAAAUCUCGCUUGUGUUUAUUAUGAACAAGGGCUCAUUGAUCUUGCGAUUGAUACUUACCGACGAGCAAUUGAGCUCCAACCAAAUUUCCCGGAUGCCUACUGUAAUCUUGCAAACGCCCUCAAGGAGAAAGGUCAAGUGGUUGAAGCGGAAGAAUGUUACAACACAGCCCUGCGCUUGUGUCCCACCCACGCAGACUCCCUUAAUAAUCUGGCCAACAUAAAGCGCGAGCAAGGGUACAUAGAAGAAGCAACCCGCCUGUACUUGAAAGCCCUGGAAGUAUUUCCCGAAUUCGCAGCAGCGCACAGCAACCUAGCCUCAGUCCUUCAGCAACAAGGAAAGCUAAACGAAGCGCUAAUGCACUACAAAGAAGCGAUUCGAAUCCAGCCGACCUUCGCAGAUGCAUACUCCAACAUGGGCAACACCCUGAAAGAAAUGCAGGACAUCCAAGGCGCAUUGCAAUGCUACACCCGAGCGAUCCAGAUCAACCCAGCCUUCGCAGACGCACACUCUAACCUCGCUUCUAUCCACAAAGACUCCGGGAACAUCCCCGAAGCCAUCCAGUCCUACAGAACUGCUCUCAAACUAAAGCCCGACUUCCCCGACGCGUACUGCAACCUCGCGCACUGUCUCCAGAUCGCCUGCGACUGGACAGACUACGAAGCCCGCAUGAAGAAGCUGGUCUCAAUAGUCGCCGAGCAACUGGACAAAAACCGACUGCCCAGUGUCCAUCCUCACCAUUCCAUGCUCUACCCGCUGUCCCACGACUUCCGCAAGGCCAUAGCGGCUCGCCACGCGAACCUCUGCAUCGAGAAGAUCCACGUGCUCCACAAGCAGCCCUACAAGUAUCCCCGGGAGGCUGGAAUCAGGCUCAAAAUUGGGUAUGUGUCUUCCGACUUCGGGAACCAUCCCACCAGCCAUCUCAUGCAGUCCAUCCCGGGGCUCCACGAGAAGUCUAACGUUGAAAUCUUCUGCUACGCGCUCAGCACUGAUGAUGGAACCAACUUCAGGUCCAAGAUUGCUCGAGAAGCCGAACACUUUAUUGACUUAUCACAAAUUCCUUGCAAUGGCAAAGCUGCUGAUCGUAUCAACAACGACGGGAUUCAUAUUUUGGUUAACAUGAACGGAUACACCAAGGGAGCGAGGAAUGAAAUUUUUGCUCUUCGUCCAGCUCCGAUUCAAGUGAUGUGGCUGGGCUACCCCGGGACUUCAGGGGCCAGUUUCAUGGACUAUCUUAUCACUGAUGAAGUCACCUCUCCGGUGGAGCUAGCCAGUCAGUACAGCGAGAAGCUGGCUUACAUGCCACACACUUAUUUCAUUGGAGAUCACAAGCAGAUGUUCCCGCAUUUGAAAGAAAGGUUGAUUUUAACCGACAAGCUUAGUAUGAAGGGCAAGCUUGCUGAUAAUGUCGCGGUGAUUAACGCCACUGACUUGUCACCGAUGAUUGAGAACACUAUGGUAAAGGAGAUCCGUGAGAUUGUAGUCGCUGAUGCUAAAGCCAAGCCCGUGGAAAUUUCUAUGAAGAUCGCUGAACUGCCUACGACGACUCCUAUUGAGACCAUGAUCGCUUCUGGGCAGUGUCAGAUGUCUGUUAAUGGAGUCGUGGUCCAGAAUGGCAUGGCGCCUACUCCGGUUAAUACCAAGACUGCAACUGGUGAAGAGGUCCCGCAGAAUAUUGUCAUUACUACGAGACAACAGUACGGACUUCCUGAAGAUGCAGUUGUUUAUUGCAACUUUAAUCAGCUUUAUAAGAUUGAUCCUCUUACGUUGCAUAUGUGGGCGUAUAUUCUGAAACACGUUCCUAACGCGGUGCUAUGGUUGCUGAGGUUCCCUGCGGUCGGAGAGCCUAAUUUACAAGCUACUGCUCAGCAACUGGGACUAGCUCCUGGGAGGAUCUUGUUUAGUAAUGUUGCGGCUAAGGAGGAACAUGUUAGGCGUGGGCAGUUGGCUGAUGUUUGUUUGGAUACUCCGCUGUGCAAUGGGCAUACUACGAGUAUGGAUGUUCUUUGGACUGGCACUCCGGUUGUUACUCUGCCGGGAGAGACUUUGGCUUCUAGGGUUGCUGCUAGUCAGCUGCAUACUCUUGGGUGUCCUGAGUUGGUGGCGAGGACUAGGCAGGAGUAUCAGGAUAUUGCUGUUAGGUUGGGCACUGAUAGGGAAUUGAGAGAAUUGAAUUAA
Messenger RNA from Cotesia congregata, 2820 nucleotides. NCBI's taxonomy places the organism in Eukaryota, Metazoa, Arthropoda, Insecta, Hymenoptera, Braconidae. The record is from the annotation of a GenBank genome assembly.